GCGGCAGUCUGUCCCACUCGGUUAUUGCGGCCACACGACCCGAUCUCUCUUUCUCUCUCUCUCUUUAUCUCUCACUCACCCACUACUAUCUCCGUUUUUAGUAACCAUACAACAUAUACGUAUGUUUAUAUGUAUGCGUAGUGGAAAUCACUACAGUGUGUACGUGUGUAAUGUGCUUCUUCUGUCAACACCCACCGUAAACUGAAACUAAAGUCCGCAACAAAGCCCGGCAACGUUCGGAAAGCUAUGAUCACAUCCAUGUGCAUUUAAACUACAAAUGUGCCAAUAUUCGUUGUAAAACCAUUUUAGACUACAAAAUGCGUGUCAGUGUUGAGUGUGUGUGCUGUGCCAUCAAGAUGAUCGCCACGGCGAAUAAGGAUCUAUUGUCGAGGAUGUGAUUAAUCGAUAUUCUUUUUUUAUAAUUUUGUGCUUAAAAGAGAGUUCAUUAAAUACAUGUAAAAUAUGUAUAUGUAAAACUCAUGAAACUCCAAUCUACAGAUCGAGUGAGGACUUUCAAGGAUUAAAAAACAGAAAAUAAAGAGAAACGUGACUGAGAGUGGACUUGAGUAACAUUUUCGUCGCUGUGAAAUGAAUUUAAUAAUAAAGUGUCCGUGCUAGUGUUUAAUUUAAGAAAAUGAGGACCCGCGCUAAUAUGCAGGGUGAUGGUAGGGAGAGGGCGAUAUUCCCAACGAGCUCGAGGCAUUCGCUGAAUACCACCUAGAUUAAAUGUCCAGUGCAACGAAUUUUCCAUAUUAUUUUCGAUUAUAACAUAUCAGAUCUGAAAUGGAGGAUCAGAGGAAUAUGAUGGAAGGCGCCAGCAUGUCGGCUGUGAUGCCACAGAACUACGAUCCAAACGUGGACUAUAUUAUUAGUGACUACAUGGAGAGACUUGGAACGCGGUUGAAUAUUUUGGAGACCGAGUUGAAGUAUGCCUGGCGCGCCUUGGAUCUAUUGUCGCAGGAGUACAUCAAGAUGUGGGAGAGACUGGAAAAGUUGGAGAGUCUUCUCUACGAGCAGCAGAGCGUGAUUGCGCAGUUGUUGGAUUUUUACACAUCUGGAGGCAGCAGGGAGGAGAGAAGCACUCUAUUAGAUGGAAGGAUGGGGGAGUUGGAGGUCAUAAGAGAGAUACUGGGAAAUGGCACCGUCGAGGAUGGUCUGGAAGAGGGCGUGGAUGUAACUGGUCCUAUGCAGAUUAAGGAGAUUGACUUGGAGAUGGACGAGAUGAAUGCACCGGACGAGGCGUUUUACAGGAGCCUCAAUCAAGCUUAUCGUGAGGAUUUGGUUGGACCCGAGGCAAAGCAAUCGCAGCUAGGCAUGAUAUGGGAAGAGGAACAGGAGGAGGCGGAUGACAAAAAUGAAUUAAGGCAGAUCGAGGACAAUAGAGAUGUUUACAGCGCGAUGGAUUACAAGGAUUACCGCGGUAAUUCGCCUUGCGUUAGCGAACAAGACAUAGCCCAAUUAUCGAGGAUCGGCUCAAUAGAUCACGUGACCAUUGAGAAGCUGAACGAGUUGGACAGGCUGAGCACUAAACUCCAGCAGGAUUCAAUUAACAUUAAACAGCUUCAGAGAAAACUGUUAGAGUCUCCCCAUGGCAGCGGCGACAAAGAAAUAACGGAGACGGAGGAAAAGACCGAGGAGAAGGAUAAUUGGAGCUUCACUGGCAAUGUGAGAGAUCAAGAGGAAAUGAUGCUGAUGGCAAAAACCGAUAUAUCAGUGUAUUCUAACAGACCGAGCUCGAGACUAUCAGUGACGGAAAGUGAUAACGAAGUUGCGGAAACAUUAGCGUCGGGAAUGAGGACGCCGACGUCUCCGAGGCGUCGCCAAUUGGAGGUCGCUUCCUGCAAUGCACCUUAUACUACAGUCACUGGAAGAUUGGCAUACAGCGCUGCAGUCCACAAUGCUGAAGCUGCCGAAGCUGCCUCCCAUAAUCCUUUCAUCUCAAAAAAUCCUUUCUACGCUGGCAGCUAUAAUGAAAUGAUGGCGAUGCCUUAUGAAACAGUCCAUGCUUCCACUCCAUCAAUAUUUAAUGUAAAAUCCGAACGUGCCCAGUCUCCAGCACUGUCAGUCAGCAGCGUACGCACAAGACAGGAUGGUUACGUUGAAGAUUCUAAAGGAUCUCCGAGUCCACCACCACCUGCUCCAGAAGAUGUCUGUGAGACGUUCUUGAUGCCCAUAAGUACAGUAGUGCCCGGUCCACACGCAGGUCCUAGUCCAGUCUUCCUCGGCACUGAAAUGCCCAAGUCAAUUACUAGCCAAGAUCACAUAAGCCCUAAGAAAACAUCCCCAAAACGCAGCAAGACCUCAAUUAACACAGCAAAAUCGGAUUCUGGUUUAUCGUCAAUGAGCGGUUGGUCAAGCAUGGAAAAAUCUCCUGGAUCGCCGGCGAAUAAACCACAAACACUAAAUUACCUCUCAGAUAAAAUCCGAGUCCCUUCCCCAAAUCCCAUUCAAUUUACUACAUUUGCCGAUACCGCGCCGAUACAAGUCCCAGUCUGCAGCUCCAUCCUUCCAGGUGGUCAUCAUUUGUCUGCUUUCACUACAGUUAAAUCACCGUGCAGCAUGGAAGCUGGAAUCCAGGGAUAUGGAAAUUUCGUUCCAGCUCCGGCACCGGCAUCCGACAUCAACGUCAGCCCACGUAUGAAGAACAAACAUCCGAAGACGGAGUACAUGAGCCGCAAUGAGCAGCCUGCAAUCUACUCGGUGGCAGGAAGCAAUCGGCAGGAGACUUACACUUCGGUAUACACCAGCAGCAGUGCAGAUUACAUGAAUCCCAUCAAAUAUCCCGACUUAGUCGAGCCUUACGAAAACAACGAAGACGCGCAUGCAAUUCGCAAGAAGUCCCUGAGCAGAUCGUACUCCACGAGCAAUGGAACUGAGCCUCCACCUACAUUACAGAAUCACGACGGUUAUAAAACAGCCAUGCAACGCACAAUGUUCCCAACUGGCAACAUUACAGAUGCCUUAUCCUAUUAUCCCACAUCAAGUCGCUACGAACCUGCCGUAUUUCAACUACCAAACGCCGACUAUAAUGAUCCUGCCAACUGGCUGAACUGCCCAGGUGGCGAACCCCAAUAUCCAAUUGACAGCGCAAGCACAUCGAGUUCUAUUCGUUCCAUGGAAACUGCGGAAAGCGGAUUUUCUCCUUACCUUGAUCAACGAAGACAGCGACAAGAGAAGCCUUAUCUGGAACUCGACCUACGAAAUCGCAACGUGCCAGAAUACAUAGUCCAACAAGAGCAAAGCAAGUACUACGAUUCAGUGAUAGUAUCGCAGUCAGGAUACUUAUCAAUAUCAUCAAAUAUAAACGAUCCUCAACCAAGCCAAUCCCAGCUACAGCAUAAACCUAGCAAGAAAUUUAAACGUGGCAACACCCUUAAAUCAGCAAUGAAUUCCGUUUCCCAUUGGCUCCCUGAUUUGCAUCUAUCCAAACGUCACAGAUCAUAUUCCUUGCCAGGAAACAGUAAAUUAGAAGAACCUGAACCACAUAAAUCCCCAUUAAGCAAAUCCCUUUUCCAUCGAAAGAAAAAGAAGAUAGUUUCUACGGUGUCUGGUAUACUACAAAAAGCGAAACGGAAAAAUUAUCACAGCGCACAGUCGCUAUCAGAUCCUGAACAAUCAGAGAAUGAAUGGAGCAUUAACCGUGCCGGUUCAAUGGUUUCAGAAGAUGAAAGAAGUGAAGAUAGCUAUAGUGUAUUCUCGGAAUGUCCUAUCGAAUUUGAGAGAGUAGUAGCCGUACCAAGGCCGAAAGAAUUAACACCAUCGCCUCCACAAUUUGAGCAGGUCAAAAUGUUAUCGCCGAUGCCACUACCAACAGAACCAACAACUCCAAAAACGGAUCAAGAUACUGAUGUGUCCGAUCAUUUGGGAGGUGAUGAAGAAGUGUCAGGGAAAAGUACUGGUAGCGGUUCCAGUAGUAUUUUUGUAACAGUUGGAGAAAUUAAGAAAACUUCAGAUAAGAGCGAGGAUUCAGCUUGCAGUGAUAAAAGUUUUCCGCCGGUAACUUUGGGAGGAGCUUCAAUGGAAUUUGCAGUUUCAAGAGCUUUGGGUAAAUACCGACAACGGCAGACAUCUUCUUCGAUUACUGAUGAUUUGGAGGAUAAUAGUCAAGGAGAGGAGAAAAGUAUUGAAGAAGUGGUGGAAAUAAAGGAACCAGAACCUAUGAAAAAGGUUGUUCUGAGUGAACAAGUAUCAACUGAAAGUACAAACAGUCAUGAAAAUGUUAAGAACGAAGUGGAGGGUAGUCCAGCUUCCAGCUUUCGGAUGCACUACGGAAGGAUGUCCAGGCAUCAACAAAGUUUGGAGAUUCCAGGUAUGAUGGAUGAAGAUAAUAGAAGCACGCACUCUUGGAGAAGUACUUCAAGAGUAUCAUCAAGACGACAAAGUACCGAAGAUAGUAUAGACAGCGAAGACGAGUGGUACUGUUACGAGUUGAAGAAAUUGGAGGAAUUAGAACGUCAAACAGCACUCGAGACAGAAAUGGGAGCUCCGUUGCAAGAAGAAGAGGAGAACGAGCUUAUGGAACCAGACGAAGAAGUAAAGGAAAAAAUGUCUUUUGUUUUAAGAGAGUUGCGGAUGUCAGCGAAAGUAGUUGAAAGCGUUUUGGAUGAACGCGACAACGAGAUACAUGUUUUAGCUUCAGCUAAAGCCCGCGGUGUUGAUAUGUUCGAAGAAGUUUCGGAACCAGAAGAACAACCAGAAUACAAAAGCGAAGAAGAGGUUGAAGUAGAGGACGAAGACGCUUCUUCUGGGGCAACAUCAGGACCAGACAGUCCACAUCACAGUAUAAGCGAAUUUGAAGAAGCUGAAACCGCAAUUGCCGAUGAGUUUGCACGUUGUAAACUUACUGAACCUAGAUUCGAAAAGCCAGAAAUCAUUCCCAGCGAAGUACCCAAAAUUAAAAUCGAUGUGCCUGUCAGCGUCAGUAAAGAAGAACCCAAGGAAGAUGGCAAAGAUUCAGGACCACUAGGAAGUAAAUGGAAAUUGCUUAAAGCUUUAAAGGAGAGGAAAGCAGAGGAGAAAGAGAAGAUAACAACGGCGGAGACAACUACUGAAAAAGAAAAGAAUGGAACCGGCCUGGGUGGAGACUCUGCAGGCAGAGGAAAUGGGCAUCCCGGAGAUAAUCCGUUUUACAGUAACAUCGACAGUAUGCCCGACAUUCGACCCAGGAGGAAAUCGAUUCCUCUGGUCUCAGAUUUGGUGCUCAAGACUAUGGCUGCAACCAAGAGGAACGCAGGUUUAACAUCAGCAGUCCCCAGAGCAACGCUAAAUGAUGAAGAAUUGCUUGCAUUGAAGAUGCACGUCUACAAGAAGACUCUGCAGGCUCUCAUCUAUCCAAUAAGUAGCACGACCCCACACAAUUUCAUUUUAUGGACGGCCACCUCUCCGACCUACUGUUACGAGUGCGAAGGACUCCUCUGGGGUAUCGCCAGGCAGGGGGUGCGUUGCACCGAGUGCGGGGUCAAGUGUCACGAGAAGUGCAAGGACCUCCUCAACGCCGAUUGCUUGCAAAGAGCUGCCGAGAAGAGUUCGAAGCACGGCGCCGAGGAUAAAGCCAAUAGCAUCAUCACAGCCAUGAAGGAUAGGAUGAAGCAACGCGAACGUGAGAAACCCGAAAUCUUCGAGCUGAUAAGAACGACAUUUUCAGUGGACCCAGACACACACAUUGAUUCAAUCGAGCAGGCCGAAGAGAUGACAAUCGAAGGCACAUCCAAGUGGUCGUGCAAGAUUGCAAUCACAGUGAAAUCGGCGCAAGGAUUGAUCGCGAAGGAUAAGAGCGGCACCUCGGAUCCCUACGUGACGGUGCAAGUGGGUAAAGUGAAGAAGAGGACGAGGACGAUGCCGCAGGAAUUGAACCCAGUCUGGGACGAGAAGUUCUACUUCGAGUGUCACAACUCCUCGGAUCGCAUCAAAGUACGCGUCUGGGAUGAGGAUAACGAUCUGAAGAGCAAGCUGCGGCAAAAACUGACGCGAGAAUCCGACGACUUUCUGGGUCAAACUAUCAUAGAGGUUCGCACGUUAUCCGGAGAGAUGGAUGUGUGGUACAAUUUGGAGAAGCGCACGGAUAAGUCUGCCGUAUCCGGUGCUAUCCGUCUCCAUAUCUCCGUUGAAAUUAAAGGCGAGGAGAAGGUUGCCCCUUACCAUGUUCAGUACACAUGCCUUCACGAGAACUUGUUCCAUUCGCUCUGCGAACAGAACGCAGGUAUAGUAAGCCUACCACAAGCUAAAGGCGAUGAUGCUUGGAAAGUGUACUUCGAUGAAGCUGCCGAAGAAAUUGUAGACGAGUUCGCCAUGCGUUACGGGAUAGAAUCAAUAUACCAAGCUAUGACACAUUUCCACUGCCUCUCGACGAAGUACCUUUGUCCUGGAGUACCAGCUGUGAUGAGCAUGCUCUUGGCAAAUAUAAACGCUUACUACGCACACACCACAGCUUCAUCAGCUGUAUCAGCGAGUGACAGAUUCGCCGCUUCCAAUUUUGGAAAAGAGAAAUUCGUGAAGCUGCUCGAUCAAUUGCACAAUUCGCUGCGCAUCGAUCUGUCGAUGUACCGCAACAAUUUCCCCGCCUCCAGUCAGGAGAAGCUCAUGGAUUUGAAGUCCACCGUAGAUCUGUUAACCAGCAUCACGUUCUUCCGGAUGAAAGUCCAAGAGUUGUCCAGUCCACCUCGUGCUAGCACCGUCGUCAAGGAUUGCGUUAAAGCCUGCCUUCGCUCCACGUAUCAGUUCCUUUUCGAGAACACCUACGAACUAUUCAACAGGGAAUUCCAGAGCGAUCCUAACGAGCCGAAACGGGAUCCGGAGGAUCACGGUCCCCGUCUGGACAGCGUCGAUUUCUGGCACAAAUUGAUCGCGCUGAUUGCCUCAGUCAUUGAAGAAGACAAGAAUAGCUACGGUCCCGUUCUAAAUCAGUUCCCACAGGAGCUAAACAUCGGACAGCUGUCUGCGGCGACGAUGUGGAGCUUGUUCGCCGUUGACAUGAAAUACGCACUGGAAGAGCACGAGCAACACAGAUUAUGCAAGUCUUCAGCAUAUAUGAAUCUCCAUUUCAAAGUCAAAUGGUUACACACUAAAUACGUUAAGGACGUGCCUCCGUACAAAGGGGCUGUACCCGAUUAUCCUGCAUGGUUCGAACCAUUUGUCAUGCAGUGGCUGAACGAGAACGAUGACGUCUCAUUAGAAUAUCUACACGGUGCCUUCAACCGAGACAAAAAAGAUGGGUUCCAAAAGAGCAGCGAGCACGUCCUCUUCUCCAACUCCGUGGUCGAUGUAUUCACGCAGCUUACGCAAUGCUUCGAUGUUGUAUCUAAGUUAGAAUGCCCGGAUCCUGAAAUAUGGAAACGGUACAUGAAGAGAUUCGCCAAGACCAUUGUUAAAGUUCUCAUUGCUUACGCCGAUAUUGUGAAAAAGGAUUUCGCCGAACACUUAAAAGAAGAAAAACUUGCUUGCAUUUUGAUGAAUAACAUUCAACAACUCCGAGUGCAAUUGGAAAAGAUGUUUGAAUCUAUGGGAGGUGAGAAGCUGGAACAAGAUGCGGCCAAUAUUUUAAACGAGCUCCAACAAAAUCUGAACGGGGCUUUAGAUGACUUAGCUACACAAUUCGCAAUCAGUCUUGAGCCAAGAAUAACGGCUAGCGUAAAGGAAUUAGGAGACUUGUUAUUGGCAAUAAAAGGAGGAGGACAACCGGGAACUUUGAAUCAACCCGCUCAAAGAAAUGCUGUUGCGGUGGAAGCGGAUGAAGUCUUAAGACCUUUAAUGGACUUAUUGGAUGGUUCGCUGUCGCUGUACGCCCAAUCUUGCGAGAAAACUGUACUGAAACGAUUGCUGAAAGAACUUUGGAAAAUUGUAAUGAGGAUCUUAGAGAAGACAGUCGUGUUACCACCAAUGACAGAUAAAACUAUGAUGUUUAAGAGCUUGACGGACAAUGCGAAAAAUUUAGCUGCCAAUACAAAAAUCGAGGAUAUGUCGCGUCUGUUGCGCAACCAUAUGUCGGGUAAACAGGAUGUUAAGAACGCAUUGAGCGGAGUCAUGGACAUAUCCAAGGAAGUCGAAAAGAACUUGAGUCCGAAGCAGUGCGCCGUUUUGGACGUAGCUUUGGAUACCAUCAAACAGUACUUCCACGCCGGAGGCAACGGUCUGAAGAAGACGUUCCUAGACAAAAGCGCGGAACUGCAAAGCCUACGCUACGCUUUGUCCCUGUACACGCAAACCACGGACACCCUCAUCAAGACGUUUGUAACCACCCAAGUUAACGAAGUGCCGCUAAACAAUAAAGAGACUUACCUGCAACGGCAAAUCUCGAUACGCGACGAUGAUGAGACUGAAACGGGAUUAGAAGCGCUCGAGGAGCCGCUAAAGGCGCGCAAACGGAGAGAGAGCGAGGGUCGUCAAGAAUCCGUUGAAGGACAGGAAGGUAGCGUCGGCGAGGUCUCGAUACAAGUUGACCUCUUCACGCAUCCUGGAACUGGAGAGCACAAAGUCACCGUGAAAGUUGUGGCUGCCAACGAUUUGAAGUGGACUGUAGUUUCUGGCAUGUUCCGACCAUUCGUCGAAGUGAACCUGAUCGGACCUCACCUUUCCGACAAGAAAAGGAAACACGCGACGAAAUCAAAUUCGAACAAUUGGUCACCCAAGUACAACGUGACCUUCCACUUCACGAUCGGUAAUGAAGAGCAGUUGGAAUUCUACGAGUUGCACAUUUGCGUUAAGGACUAUUGUUUUGCCCGCGAGGACCGCCUAGUGGGAGUUGCUGUUAUGCAAUUGAAGGACAUCGUUGAUAGGGGCUCGUGCGCUUGCUGGUUGUUGCUGGGAAAGAGAAUCCAGAUGGACGAGACGGGAUGGACAAUCCUGCGGAUCCUGUCCCAGAGGUCCAACGACGAGGUGGCCAAGGAAUUCGUGAAGCUGAAAUCGGACAUACGGCAGGAAAACCCUUUGCCAAACCAGUAACACCCGCUUAGGAAUCCUGCAAGAAAUUAAAUCUGUGUUCAAUAUCCCCAUUUAUCAAGUGCAAGAGGAACUCUUAAACGUGAAGAAAACAAAUGGGCCGUCCUUUCAAAACUGACUGAAGAAGAGAAAAUAAUAAUAACAGAAGAAGAUAACCACUGGACAGAUUUAAUAUUUAAUGUGCCUCCUUUCACCAGUUUAUAUAGAGAAUACGAGAAAAUAAGAACAAGAUAUGAACAAUUAAGUGGAUAUAUAUAUACAAUAUAAUAUAUA
Nicrophorus vespilloides is the source of this 9207-nucleotide messenger RNA. Its product is annotated as protein unc-13 homolog B. Gene Ontology annotation, molecular function: calmodulin binding; calcium ion binding; phospholipid binding. The transcript has 26 exons. The coding region runs from base 784 to 8937 and encodes 2717 amino acids. NCBI's taxonomy places the organism in Eukaryota, Metazoa, Arthropoda, Insecta, Coleoptera, Silphidae. The record is from RefSeq and is a predicted model, not a curated record. Gene Ontology annotation, cellular component: terminal bouton; synaptic vesicle membrane; plasma membrane. Gene Ontology annotation, biological process: dense core granule priming; synaptic vesicle priming; synaptic vesicle maturation.